AUGAAAGAAAUAAUAAUAUUAUUAUUUUUAUCAUUUAUCGUUGUUGUUUGGACAACUGAUCCGGUAAAAUUCGAAUUUGAUAAUGAAAUCUAUCAAGAUGGUUUUAGGGUGUCGAUCAGACUUCCAGAUGGAUAUGCUUUUGACAAGGAUAAAUUCAAGGUUACUGCUGAAGAUGGAACUAAUGUUAAACCAUGUACUUUUGUUGAAAGAGUUGGUACUAAUGUAGUGGUUUACAAAAUUUCCAAUCUGAGAGUAGAAUUUGACAUUGAUGAUGAUGAUGGUAGUAGUGAUAGUAGUGAUGGUAGUGAUGGUAGUGAUGUAGUAAUCAUGUCAUUCAUGAAGUCAACCCGUCCACUCAAAAGAGAUCCUUCUAUCAUUUAUGAUGAUCUUGUGAUUCUAGAAGGAACAAAAACCUUCAAGUUUAAAGGUUAUUCUCUCCAUUUUCCAAACUAUGCUCCAAAGAUAACUCUAGUCCGUAUUCCCCAAGGUGUACCAGUUGUCAAGUUUGAAUGUUUAAUCACGGCAGUCAUUUCAAAAGAUGAAAUCGAAUGUACCACCACUCAAGUAGUUCCAUUUGGAAGUUAUUUUUUUAAUUUUGAAUAUGCUGAUUCGCACAACAGAAAUUUUCCAUUCACAAUCACAGCACUUCCAAAAAUCAUCCCAACAACGGAACUCUCUUUAAAUUCACAUCUAUCAUAUGAUGCCAUUAUUAUCAAGACUGAUUCACUCAUUUCAAGGCUUAAACCCGAUCAGGUUGAAGUGAACUUUAUUAAUGAAGAUCAAUCUAAAACUGUAAAGUGUACUGUUAAAGAACUUUCGAAAGAUGAUAAUCAAAUCAAAUGUUCUUUGGAUGUCCCAACCAACUUCCCUUCAGGUAUUGUCAAUGCUUACAUCAAUGUACUUGGUAAAACUAUUACUGGUUCACAAAAGUAUAACUUUUUUGUUCCGAGUUUCUCAAGUAUGGGACUUGAUAUUUCGGGUCCUAUGACAGGAGAUGUAAAGUUUGUGAUUGAAGGUGAGCAUAUUGACCCAUCUGGAUCUGUUUUCUUUGGUACAAGUGAUAUAAAACUGAAAUGUCAAUAUAAAGCAGCUGUCCCACCAUCGACAUUGGACCAAUACGAAUGUCUUUCACUCUUGUAUUUCCCAGAUGCUACAAAUCCACCUGUUUGGGAGUAUAAAAUCAAUACAAAGAUGUAUGGAAGAGACUACCCAACUGAAUAUACCUAUAUAUUUAAUUAUCCUAAAUUUGAUUUGACACCAACUCAAUCAAUUAAGAUUAUUAAAACCGGACAUUCAAUAAGUACACUCAAAGGUAAAAACUUGGAAAUCAUAAACAAGAUUACAUUGAAUGAUAUCGCUUUGAAUACCAAUGACUUCCAGAUUGUAGACAAUACUCUUUCAAUUGAAAUUGUUAGUACUGCAUUGGUUGGUGAUCAAACAAUCAAGUUCUUUGUUGAGAAGAGUCUAACCUCGAAUGAUGGAACUGUUGUUGUACAUUCAUAUCAAGUUAAACCCGAUAUUGAAAUGAAAUUACUUGCACCGACAAUCAAGGCCAAAGAUGAUAAUACACUUUCAUUUUACUUCUUGGAUGACGCAGCCAGUAAAUCCAUUAUCUUUGAUCUCACAGAUUUCCCAGAGAAACAAGAUUAUUUGAUUAAAAUUGGAACCUACAACUUGAAUUGUGCUCCAGAAACAACUUCUGCACCAACUCCAAUCAAAUGUAGUGGUAUCCAAGAUUUAUCAUUGAGCAAUCUACCAACUGAAUUCCCGAUUUCAAUUGUAUUUGAUCCAAACAGUGCCAAACCAGGUUUUAUCAAGACAAUUGAUUCCACUCUCAAAUUCAAAUACACUGGACUUGUAUUUGAUGUUCAAAGUCUCUUGGCUAAUGCUAUCCAAAGUACUUAUGGAGGAUACUUUAGAAUGCUAAAUGGAGUAGAACUUAAUCGUAUUGAAUCUCUUUCAAUUGGUGAUGCAGCACUACCUUUUGACCAUGUUCUAACUAUCAAAAGAGAUGGAAUUGCCAACGAUUUAUAUGUAACUGGAAGAGUAUUAAACUAUGACACUGCAACCCAGAGAAUGAGAAUGCUCAUCGAUAAACAAACUGUUAAUUAUUCACCAGAUCUAUUCUCGGUGUCGUUCGUUGGUGUUUAUAGUGGCCAUACUGCAAAUACAGUUACAAUGUUUGAGGUAGAUCCUCUUACUCAUGAAGAGCUUAUAACCGACUAUGAUGUAGAUGGUAUAUAUGUUGGUCAUGCCGAUUCGAUUUGCACUAUUGUGGUCGAAGGAGAAUUCGACUACAAUACAUUUACUCUCACAAUUGGAACUGAGGAGUAUGAAAUCGACAAAGCCAAGAGAGUAAAACCAGUCUACUCAAUCACAUCAAGUACUCUUGGAUUAAAUCCAACAACAAACACAUUCCCACCCAGUCCACCAAGAGAAUUCAUUGAAAUCGAAGUGAUUGGUGUCACUUUUACCAACAAUGAAAUUACUUUCCCUUCAGAACAUUCAUUCACAGUGAGUGCUGAUCUUGAGAAUAUCAAAGAAAGUGGAUGUCUUCUCAUCAAUCCAACAGCUCCACUCAAACAAUCGAUGAUAUGUUCACUCCCAGAACCAAAGACCACUGAUUUAGACGCAAGAGCACUUCGAUACACCGUUGGAGGCAGAACAAUCACCAAUCAAAUUCUUCAAUUUAGAGUUCCGAGAAUCAUAAAUGCAACACCAUUAUUUGGUUCAAAAUAUAAUGAUGAUCGAUUGACGAUUUCCUAUACCAAAGGUGACUCAACAGCUGUUCAAAUCAGACUUGUUAAACUUUCUGGUGUAACGAUUGCUCUCACUUGUGAUCCCGAGACUGCACUUGGUAAUAAUCAGUUCCAAAAAUCAUGUACCAAACCAGCAGGUCACGCAAGUGGAAAAUAUUUGAUUCAAGUAUUCGAUCCAACUCUAUCCGUUUAUUCAUUAGAGAGAAUUUAUUUCAAUAACUAUGGUAUUUCAUGCUUGGGACAAGCAGACGGACCAAUUAAUCAAUAUAAUAAUAAACCAGUUUCAUGGUGGUUCACCUAUAAAUUACAACACACAGCCAAAAAUUUUAACAAAGAUACAACCAACAGUUAUUUAUACACCGAUGAAUCAAUGGAUAGUAUGAUUAUGAGGGAUCAUCUCACACCAGAAGGAGAUUAUGUAAAAAAUCCAGAUAAAAAUUAUAAUAUCGACCUAAACCAAAAACUUUCACCACUUGCAGCCACCUUUAAACAAUUGAGUACAACCAACUCCUACUAUUACGUUUGGAACGACCAAACAGGUCCAAGAACACAAACAGGUGGAAGAGAGCCAAUAGAUAAUGCAUAUUUAUUUGCUCAUUCCAAAGGAUUUGUUAUUUAUGAUAUCGAGGAUGGUGUUGCCAAAGGAAUUCAUGUCACACAUACAAAUCCACUUUUUCCCACAAAAAAAACAGAUUUCUAUGAACAUUUCACUCAAACCGGUGUUAAUCUAUACAAGUGGCUUGGUAAAGCAGAUCCAGGACAGAAUUUCUUUUGUUACAACUUUGAAGAUCUCUCUGAUGUUAUUGAUACAAUGGUGAAAAACAAGGUAUAUAUGAGUAACCACCAAAAUGGACAAAGAAUACCAGCGAACACAGUCAUGUGUCGUGGAAAUAUUCCAUGUGUUGACCUCUAUAGAAUCACCAAUGUACCUACAUUUAAUACUAGAUCUCAAUUCUAUACAACUCAAUGUACCAAUAGAAUACAAGCAAUCUAUGAUCAAAGACGGGCAGAUAUCGCGACUAAUAGAAAUGCUAAUUUCAUGCAAAGGUUACAAGCGAAUACUUUGACUGAUAUUGAAAUUGAAAAAUUAAAUUAUGAUUUUCCAAUUCAAAGAUAUCAAAAUUUACAGGAUCAUUGCUAUUGGAUGAUUGAACAUAGAAUCAAAGGUCUUCAAAAACCAUUAGUUUCCAAAGUCAUCAAAUCAUUCGCUAAAACUAAUAUUGAAAUUCCAGCUUUGGAAAAAAAUAUUUUGUCAACAAGAGGUAGACAUAAUUAUAAAUUCAUCAAUCCAUUAUUACCUUGGGAGCUAGUCCAAAAACCGGGAACACCACAAUUUGACGGUGUUGAUAUUUAUGAAGUUAUUGCUUCAGUUUACUAUAAAAGAAAAUUCUUUGUCGCCACUUAUCACAAAUUAACCUCUGAACUCUUGGUAAGAAGAGAUGCACUUGGAACUCCUGUCACACCAGCAAAUGAUUGGCCAAACCUAUCUUUUUCAGGAUAUAAACAAGAUCACUCGAAAUUUAUGAUCGACAUGUUCCCAUAUGAUGUACCAAAUCCAACAAUUUGUUUUGGAGAAUCAAAUCGACAUGCACUCCAGCCACAUAGAGGUGGAGGUUGCACAUGUUUUGAAGACGAAAAACUUUCACGUGAGAUGCAUAGUUUUAUUAGAUCAUAUUCAGUCAAAAUUGCAGGUACAGAUGAGAGUGAAAAGUAUAAACUUCGUAGUAGAGUUAUUUCACAUUUAGUUGAUCAAAUAAUUAGGAUCAAUGUUCCAAACUUUGUUGGUCAAGUUCAACUUUUAGUCAAGAAAGGAAACGGACAUCACUUUAUCCCUGAAAUUCCUUUACAAACACUCACAAUCACCGCGGCCACCCCAACUCAUGAUAUCACGAGACAAAUCAGAAUUGUAAGAACAACAUCACCAUAUACAACAGAUGCUCAGAACACAAAUGAAGAGGAGGUCUCCCAACUUAAACCAUAUGUAUCAAGUUACCUAUGGACACCGACAACACCACUCCAAUCCAGGUCAUUGAAGACUUAUUGUGAACCAACACAUUUAACAGUUGAAUACAAAGCAUUAGAUGUUACUGGAGCAACCAUCACUUCAAUCAAUACACUUCAUACAUGUACCAACGAUCGAACAGCUCAGAUAUCAAAUGAGGUCAGACAAUGUCUUGAUCAAAAAGCUGAAGCCUCAAUUAUCACCUAUACUAGAGCCAACGCAGUCUUUGUUGACAAUCAACCAACUCAAUUAAACGGAAAUAGUGAUGCAAGACGUUCCAAUCCCCAAGCAAACACAAGAGAAUAUGAUUUGACUGGAACAACCAAUAUUGAAUUUAGAACAAUUGCUUUCACCAAAAAGUUCCAAACCGCAAUGGGCGAUACAUCAAGAUACAAUAUCAUCAUUGAUCCAACACUCAGCACAGCAUCUCAAUAUAGAUAUCCAUAUAUUUAUUCACAAACUUCGAAUAUUCCAGAUGAUUUAGUAUUGGUUUACUAUCUAUUGACUCAAAGAUUAAUGAGUGUUACUAGAUACCCAACAAUUUCAGACAACAAUGAUCAAUUGGGAAAUGCUGUAUUAUUGGUCGCAUCGAAAUUCAUUCAUAUGAGAAUAAUAACUCCAACCAACAUUGCUACUCCUCCACUUCCAACACCAGAUCUUUUAGGCAUUACUUUUACAAUUCCAAUUAAAUCCAAGAAUACAAUCAACACACUACCUGAUGUAAAUGAUAAUGAAUUUACCAAAGUUACCUAUUUGUUCUGGAAAUUGAUGUCUCAAAGCACCAAUCCUUUGACAUAUGCUCAACUUUUCUCAGAUCUCACAACAUUCCAACUUACAUCAGCAGUCGAUGUUUAUGAUAAGUUCAAAAUUAGAAUUGUUCCUGCAGAUCCAGCAAUUGAGAAUUUAUUCAGACCCGCUACCAAGAAUAAUAACAAUAAUAAUGGAGGAUCAAAUUCACGUUCAUUCAAACUUCAAUCUCAAAUCAAACAUGCAAGUUCAUCACUUUUAGUUUCACUUUUACAAUCGAAUCAUUUCAAAUCAAAUGAAAUAUUUGAAUUGGAUACUCUUGAAACUGAACAAUUGACAGAAUCAUUGGAUAUGUGGCUUGAAAACAGAAUGAUCUCGACACUGCUCGGAUCAUCACGUUCCAACGAAGUCAAAUACCUCCAAGAAAGAUUUAGAUUCUUUUUGACAAAUGAAAUAUGUCCACAAUAUUCACCAACCUCAAUUACACAUUAUGAAAUUUGCAGACCAAUGUCGAUUGUUGGAUUCACCAACAUUAUAAAACACACACAAUUAUCUACAAAAUCAAUCAAAUAUUCUUUUGGCGAGCUCGAAUAUUAUUAUUCAGCAUAUCCAUCAACUUUCCAAUCGAUCUUUUUGGAUAAGACAACAUUUGAUGGUAUUUUAAUUGCCACAAUCAAUUCGAAACUAUGUGAUAUCAAACUUGUCAAACAAACAGAACUCAGCAAUAUUGAAUCAAUCGAUAUCUGUAGAAUUCCAAUAAUCAACAACAUCAUACCAACAUCGAAUAGUAUUAUUACGAUCAGUGGAACUCAUUUCGAUUCAUCCACCCAAGUUACAAUUUCCAAUGGAUAUCGAUGCAUUUCGAAACAACUUCUCAACAGUACAAACAUGCUUUGUGAAUUACCAAAACUAAACGAUAUCAAUAAUAUUAUUAAAGUUGAUAAUUCAAUCAAUGAUCAUUCAUUUUAUGUCACCAACAAAUGUCCAAUCAUCAAUGAAGUUGAUGUAGGAACAACAAACAAACUUCUUUCAGUAUCAGGUGGUGAUAUCGUUGAAAUUAAAGGAAUGUUCUUUGGUUCAUCAUUCUCUGAUAUUCAAGCAUUUAUUGGUCACCAAGAGUGUUUCAUCAUUAAAAUUCAAGAGUCUUCAAUCACCUGUAUAACACCUUCAUACACUGGUCAGAAUAUCCCAAUUGGAAUUCAACUUAGAAAUUGUCCAUUUGUUCAAUCAAUGGAUAAUAAUCAAAGAGUAUCAUAUGAAUCACCGGUUAUCCUCUCGGUUAUUCCAAGUGACCCAUUGUUAACAUUCCCAGGAGAUUCUAUCUUGAUCAAUGGAAAAUCAUAUGGAACAAUUGAAAACACCAAACUAUUCCUCUUUGACAAAGAAUAUCCAUUUGAAUUAAUCAGUUCCGAAGUAUUAAGAAUCACUAUUCCAGAUGAUAUGUUGAUUCCAACAAAACAAAUUCCAUUAAAAGUUAAAGUUGGAAAUUCGAUUGCCACUUCAUCAUUCAGUUUAUCAAGAGGUUACUUCAUCCCAACAACAUCACCAAUGAUUGUUCCAACAAAAGGAUGGUAUGUAAUUUUUGAUGGUGAUUCAUUUGGAAUAUCAUCGAGUGAACUUGACAAUAUCAAAUUGAGCAAUGGUGUCAAGCUUAUUGGAUGUCACCGUUAUCAAUUCUUUAUUGAAUGUUUGGUUCCACCUGGAAUUGGUGCAGAUUAUUCAGUUAGUGCAACAAUCAACUCAAUCAAUAUUGUUUCACCAUUGAAAUAUAUUUCCUAUGAAGUACCAACCAUUGGAAACUAUUUAAACUCUGGAAAUUCAUUUACAAUCUAUGGUAAAAACUUUGUUCCAAAAGGAGUUGCACCAGCAACAUCCAAUAUCUACUUUAGUAAUAAUCAAAUUGAUUGGAAGCCAUGUUUAAGUCCAGUUUUUACCGAUGAAAGUACAAUCAAUUGCAAUGAAAUGCCUGCACUUGGUACCAACCAAAUUUAUGCUUAUGUUGAUAUUGGAAAUCAAAAAUCAAACACAAUUAUGGCAAAAGUUACGUUUGUACAUGGUUAUGUUUAUUUGGACAAGAAUUUUAAUAAUGUUAGAGAUUCUAGUGAACAAGUAUUCACAAACUGCAAAGUUACCUUGUCUGUUAACUCUGUUGCCAAAUAUGUUGCAUCUUGUGAUUCCAAUGGAUACUAUUCAUUUGCAUCACUUGAUGCACCUGCAACUUAUGAAAUUACAACAACUAUCAACAGUGCAACCAAAUAUUUCGUUGUAGUUUCAUCACAUUUCUUUGAUAUUCUCAAAGAUCAAAUAAUCCAAAGAGAUAUCAGUGUUAUUGAAGACACAGGAUACAAUUGUUUCGCAACAUUAACAACAUUUCAAUCUUUAACAAUGGUAUUACCAUAUGGUGAGUAUGACCUUUUAUCAUAUGAAAUGUGUCAAUCACCACCCAGUACUUGUAAAUUCCAGGUUUCCUCAAUUACUACAAAUGGUAAUGAUUGUGCAGCUACUCUCACUGGAACCAAACUAUCUAUCUCAUAUUCAUCUAUUGUCUCAUUGAAUCUAAAAUUAGAUAACUUGGUCCCACCAAAUUAUAAUACUGCUGUAUACUAUGAUUCAUUAGCUUUUGCAGAGAUUAAAUUUACCUACCUUCAAAAGGAUUACUUAUUCAAACAAUACAAUAGGAAUGGUCAAAUUUUAUUUAAAUUACCAGUUGGAAUCACUGGUGUCAUCAAUAUCCAAACACCGAAUCAAAAUACAUGGCCAAUCAUCAACAAUUUUGAUGUUCUAUCACCAGCAACAAAGACUCUCCCAAUGUACUCUGGAAUAUUCCCAACAGUUAACUUUUAUGAAAAACCAAACAAAUUGGGUUCAUCACUCACUUUACCUGUGGGAUAUUACACUCAGGGAGAUCUCACUCAUAUUGGAUGGUCGAAAAUUGUUCAAUCAUUGGUUGUCCCAGAGAAAUGUGUUCUCAAUACCAAUCUUAUUUUUAAUCCAGGAUAUUCCUCAGUGAAUAUACAACUUACUAAAUUUGAUCUUUCUUAUCAAACAAUGUUUGAUAGAAUUAGUUUUGCAGGUGGAUACCAUAAUAUUCUUAAUAAAUAUCCAAAUCCAUCACUUAUUAAAUACUACAUCGGAAGUGAAAAUUUGAAAUGUACUCAAACCCAAUGUUACUUCAAAUCUGAUAUUGGUACCAAAACACUUACCAUCAAGUACAACGAUGCUCAAAUAUCAAAAACAUAUUCCAUUCAAUAUACAUCACCAUAUGGAGAUGAAGGACAAUAUCCAACACUAGAUUCACAGUCUGCAACUAAAAAUGUUUUGAAAUUGAAUGAAAAGCUCCAAAUACAAUCUGGAUCAUCUAUUACCUCACAAAUAUCAUUGACUUCAAGUGGUUUGACAAUUUCAUCGAUGGGAACCACUCUUUUCUCUGUGUCAUCAUCUCUUUACGUUUCAAGCAGUUGCAAUGGAGAGGACCGACUUUUUAUUCAACCCGAUGGUAAUCUCUGCAUUAACAAUGUUAUCUCUGAUAAAUCAUGUCCCAGAUGGUGUCUCUCUAGUCACCACUCUAGAGCUAGAUACCUCAAAUUAAUUCCAUAUGGUGUUGUUCUCCAAAAUGCCAAUGGACAAAUUGUUUGGUUCAAAUAUCAUUCUUCUUAUAUCAAUAAUCUUGCAGGAACUGAGUUUAAGAAAAACUUUGUCAAUCCAUUGGUUUAUGCACCAAUUGUCCUUGACAAUACAGGAUCAAAUAAUGUACUCUAUUCUUGGCAGUCGGAGUACCUUCCAAGUGUUCUCACCAAUGGUGUCCACUAUUUGAUAAUGGACAAAAACCAAUGUCAACUCAAGAUAUAUGACAACAUCCAGAUAACUGGUACUCCAAUAUACACAUCAGAUUAUAACAACAUACCUAAUGUUCCAACAACAAAUUGCAAGCUGGUUUUUGGUACUGAUGGUAAUCUUUGUGCACAAACACUUAGUGGACAAGUUUCAUGGUGUACAUAUUCGCAUAAGCUUGAUGGAAGAUACUUUGGAUUGGCACCUGCCUUUACAACAACUCAAAUUGGUUUCUAUGUCCUCAAUUCCAAAGGUAGAAUGGUGUACGGUAGAUUCACAUCACUACAAGAAAGAUCAAACCUGAAGAUGAUCCCAGGAAGUUUCAUUGUUGCAAACAAUCAAGAGUAUUAUCCAGAGACUGAAGAUAGAAUUAUCAAUGAAGGAGGUGUUUUGACAAAUGGAAAAUCAUAUAUCAGAUUGGAGAGUAACGGUCAACUUGCUGUAUAUGACUCGAAUCCAUACAAUGCAGUUAUACCACAACCAAUAGUACUCUGGAGAUCAGAUUUACCAGCUGUUGCACCGACAAGACCAUUCUAUGCUCAACUUGAAUCCACUGGUAUUGUUGUGGUUGGUGCCAACGUUCGUUACUUAGCAGGCAAACUAAAUGUUGCAAGUGCAACCGCAUUCCAAAUGAAUUGGAUGGGCUCCACUCGUUCUGAUGAUUGGGGAUUCUCUUUCAUCAAGGAUACAAAGAUUAUUGAUGGUUACUUGUCAAAACCUGGAGUAUGGGGAAACUACCAACAAAUCGAAAAUAAUCCUCUAAAGAAUUUUGCAAAUGCAUACUUCGGUUUCAAUUGGAAUGACCAAACUGGAAUUAUUGAAGCAAAAGACUAUAAAACAGGUGAAGUUCUAUGGUCAAAUCCAACCAACAACAUACCACAAAAACUAUGUGGAAGAUAUUAUGCAGAUUUUGGUAUUUACUUUACUCCAGCUAUGCCUCAUCUUUGUGUGUAUGUCUCGAUGGUUGAUAGUUCAUGUAAAUUUGGAUCGUAUUGGUGUCAAAAGUUCCCACUUACAACCUACUACAUUCAAGCACCAUCUGGUGUUCCUGAAUUCAUUGCUACCAACAUCGAUGGAAGAAUCACUUGGACUGCAAACUCUAUAAAAUAUUUACAACUCACUAAAUAA
Messenger RNA from Heterostelium album PN500, 10467 nucleotides. RefSeq lists its product as uncharacterized. The transcript is spliced from 17 exons. NCBI's taxonomy places the organism in Eukaryota, Evosea, Eumycetozoa, Acytosteliales, Acytosteliaceae. The record is from RefSeq and is a predicted model, not a curated record. Bases 1 to 10467 code for a protein of 3488 amino acids. Gene Ontology annotation, molecular function: deoxyribonuclease II activity. Gene Ontology annotation, biological process: apoptotic DNA fragmentation.